AUGACGGAAAGGAAGCAGUGCUGGGAGUGCCUGAAGCGGCGGCUCGUGUGCGAUCUCACGCGACCGCGAUGCAACAAAUGCUUUGCGCGGGGCGUCUCAUGUCCGGGGUACGACCACAAGCCGUUGAAAUGGAUCGCGCCUGGGCAGACGAGGUCCAAGCGACGCGGUGUGCGCAAAGAUAAGUCAACUGGCGACCAGAGGCGACCGCAGGAGGAGGAGGAGAGCGCGAGUGAACGCCAGCUUGUCGUUUCGCCUUCGAUUGACCUGUCGAGCGAGAUUACUUCGUUACUUGAUGCCAUCCAGUAUUACAACGAACAUAUUUGCCCCGACAUGCUGGCUACGGGCCUGACCGGCUCACACAACCCCUUCUUCACGUCUCUCUCCGUGGCCGCCGAUCUCCCCGAGCCCAUCAAGGAAGCACUCAUCUCCACUGCCCUCGGCCAUCGCAUUCUCCAGAGCAGUAACGAGCGGCCCGGCGACGAGACGGCAAUCCUCGCGACCCGACUUCAAACGCAUCGGGGCGCCGCCAUUCGGACCCUCGCAGAUGCGCUCUCUCAACCCAAGACGCAGACAAGCGACGCCGUGAUUGUGUCCAUUUUCGUCUUUCUGCUCUCCGAGAUCCAGCAGUCCAUUUCUACCAACUGGCGGCACCACCUCGACGGGGCGGCUGCCAUCAUUCAGGAGCGAGGCGGGCUGCCGAACCUCGUCAUGUCGCGGCCCUUGUUUCGCAACCUUCUUCAGUACUUUGUCCUCAUAGACGUGAUAGGCAGCACCACCGCGCCGUCGGUUGGCACGGAACCCGCUCGCCGUAACCUGGAGCUUGUGCCCCUGCUACCACUGCUCUUUGGCAGCGAGCUUCAAACGUGCAUUCCGUGCCCGUCGGGGUUGUUGCGGUGUAUCAUUCGGAUCAACGCCCAGCGAGCUCGACUUCAGGAGGACGGAGAUGCCAUUGGGGGUGCCGGGACUGACCGCCUAUCCUCUGGUCUGGAGCUCUUGCGGCAGAUCAGGCAGUUCUCGCCCCAGAGCUGGGCCGCGGAGAUCAAGAUGGCGGCAAUACAGGGAGCGAGCCGGCAGACCAAGUUCAUCGCCUCCCAAGGCCUCGACAUCCCUUCGCCGAAAUUCACGGCGUCGUGGGAUUGGCAGCGCAUCGCCACAAUCUACCAGGCAGCAAUCGCCUUAUACUGCAUCUCGUCUCUCCUCGGCACAGAGGUGACGAGGGGCAUGGCGCCGUCCGCAUCGACAACAUACAACGACACCUGCGUCGGGGUUAACAACAUGCGCAUCGAGUACUGCUCCUCGCUGCUGCAUCACCUGCAAGUCAUCGCAGCCGACGCCAAUUCUCAGCUGCGCAAGAUGGUCAUCUGGCCGCUCGUCAUGGCAGGCAUCGAAGUAGACCCGAUGGAUGAGGCCUCCCGGCGGUUCAUAGAGGGCGAGCUAGGGUGGAUGAGCCGCACUCUCGGAAUUGCAUCGCCACUCAUCGGAAGGCAGUUCUUGGGGCGACUUUGGGCGUCCCGGGCGUCGUGGCACCAGAGGCGUGGGCAGAGCUGGGAUGGCCUGUUUGAUAGACCGUACAUUUUCGCACUUUAA
This is a messenger RNA of Purpureocillium lilacinum, 1587 nucleotides long. RefSeq lists its product as uncharacterized. Gene Ontology annotation, biological process: positive regulation of transcription by RNA polymerase II. Gene Ontology annotation, molecular function: transcription cis-regulatory region binding; DNA-binding transcription factor activity. The record is from RefSeq and is a predicted model, not a curated record. Lineage: Eukaryota; Fungi; Ascomycota; Sordariomycetes; Hypocreales; Ophiocordycipitaceae. Gene Ontology annotation, cellular component: nucleus.